GGUCUUUUAAAAUCCAAUUGCCACGGGUCAAACGGCGCCCCCGUUUUGUUUUGUUACUGUUUUUCUUUUCGCGAUUGGUGCGUUGACAUUUCACCCCGUCCCGUCCGGAACAGAAAAGUCAACGCCCAAGCAGCAGUCUUUUAGUUUUUUUUCUCGCGCCUGUUGGGCAUCUCAACAUUAAUACAGCCGGAAAGAAGGACAAAGAAGCCCGCUAUGGAGUUGACACGAAAUUGCCAAUGGCUGACUUUGGUAGCCCCGAGCGGCCUAUGGUUGGGCUCGCGCGUAGGUCACGCACGGAUGAUGGAUCAUUGCUAGCUCCUGAUGUAAUCGCUCGUAAGUUGCCUCGAGAUCUUUAUUUGUCCUCGCCCUCUCCUCUCGCCGCUAGCGCUUUCAAAGCACAGCAUGGAGAGUCUCGCCAAGCUCUAUUAUGGCGGCCUCGUCUUCUUCCUCCACCUCCAUUCCUCCGCCGCGCAGAGCGUCGGCUCGGUCCCCAGAGGAUUUCGCUUCAGCCCACCAGCAGGCGCUGGAGAUUUCUCGGCCUUCCUCGUCAGCUCCAACAGGGACUUCGCCGCUGGCUUCUCGCGAGAUCCAGCAGCAGGAUACUUCGCGCUCGCCGUCGCUGGGAUGAAUGCCAAUUCGCAGCCGCUCGACACCAUCUGGAUGGCCAACAGAGACGAUCCCUUCCGUGCUACCCCGGAGCUCCUCUUCUCCGGCUCCCUCCUUGUCACCAUCCACCAAAACGUCCAGUGGAAUUCCUCGUCAUCCACCACUAGUCCGUCCUCCUCCUCGAGCGGAGACUUUCUCGAGCUCUUGGAUUCCGGGAACUUGAGAGUCGUUUCUCGAUCGUCGUCGUCUAGUCCUCCAAGCGAUGAUCAAGCUGGCGUGGUGUGGCAGAGCUUCGAUCACCCAACAGACACGCUGCUCCAGGGCCAGAACUUCACCCAGGCCAUGCGGCUCGUCUCCUCCAUCUCCAACCAAGAUCCACGCUCUGGAUCCUACUCGCUCCAGCUCCAGGGAGAUCGGAUACUCCUCCUGGCAGGCUCCGAGCCAUACUGGACCGAGGCCGCGCUCAAAGAGCACGAGAAUGGUUCCGGAUCCACCAUCUACAUGCGAAUCCAGCCCGACGGCUACAUCGGCCUCUACCAGAGCGAGCAAACUCGCGUCCACUUCGUGCCAUUCUCGAGCUUGAACAGGGCGUCCACGAAUUUCACCCGGCGAGCUCGCCUGGGUCCCGAUGGAAACCUCCGCGUUUACUACUGGCAGGGCGGCCGGAUGGUGGAAGACUAUGCUGCUCUCCGAGAUCCCUGUGAGUUCCCGGAUUCUUGCGGAAGCUAUGGCAUCUGUUCUUCCGAGCUCCAAAACAAGAGCUGCAAAUGCCCGGUCGGGGUAACUGCAGAUGGAAACUCCACCAUCGCCUUCCUGCCUGUGGAUUCGCGAGACGCCGCAAAAGGAUGCCGGAGUGAUGCCGCGGAUGCCAAUUCUUGCAUGGAGACUCCGUCCAAGAACUCGUCAGAGGAUGAUUUCCUGAUGAUCCAGGGCGUGGACUACUUCGCGAUCCGAUUUGUCGUCGCGGCAUUUGGUGUAUCCACAGUGACCCUGGAGGAAUGCCGCGCCUUGUGCCUCGGGAAUUGCUCGUGCAAGGCCUUCUUCUUCCGGAACGAUUCCAGCGUCUGCUUCCACACGGAUUCCAUCCGAAGCAUGCUGCCCAGCUCCAACCCGCACAACCUGGGAUUCAUCCGGAUCGCCAAGAGAGGCCGAUCGCACCAUACCUCGAGAGCCCUGCAAAUCUCCAUCCUCGUGCUGGCUGUGCUCUUGGCCAUCGCCGCUUUGAUCUUCGCCUGCUAUUACCGCCGAUCCAGACGAAGGGACGAGAACAAGGAAGAGGUGAAUCACCACUCGGACGAAGAGGCCUUCUUGGAGACGAUCUCAGGUCUUCCCAAGCGCUUCCCCUUCUCCGAGAUCGAAUCCGCCAAGAACACCCGGAGAAUAUCGGUCGUCCAGCUCCAGGGAUGCUCGCCGCGGGAAUUCCAGGCCGAGCUGGCCGCCAUCGCUGGCCUGGGAAGCCACUCCAACCUGGUGGCGCUGCUCGGCUACUGCAUCCACGGCAAGAAGCGCUACAUCAUCUACGACGGCAGCACCAGCGGCAGCCGAUCGCUCGACGAAAUCCUCAAGAACCCUGGAUUGGAGCGCGCGGCCCUGGAAUGGAGCGCCAAGAAGGAGAUCCUGCUGGGAAUCGCGAGAGGCCUCGCCUUCCUCCACGCCAAUGGAGGCGUCCACGGCGAUCUCGUCCCCGGCAAUGUCCUCCUGGACCUGGAGCACGGCGGGAGCUCGAGCCCUAGGCUGGCGCGCUAUGGCCUGGCCUCCCUCAUGCGUCGGCCGCCCCCAAACCCCAGCGAUGACGUGCGCGCGUUUGGCGCCAUUGUCGCGGCGCUGCUCGACGGCGGCGAUGGCGCGCCCGCGGAAGAUCAACGGCUGCGCGAGAUCUGGAAGUGUUGCGCCCAGCAAGAGGCCGUGCUGAGGCCGUCCAUGGCCAUGGUGGCCGAGACGCUCUCCUCUAUUUUGCCGCCAAAGGCAUCGUUUGGAAUCCAAAGUUUAAAUUAGAGUGGGUUGUGUUAAA
Selaginella moellendorffii is the source of this 2617-nucleotide messenger RNA. RefSeq names its product PAN domain-containing protein At5g03700. Gene Ontology annotation, biological process: recognition of pollen; protein phosphorylation. The transcript has a single exon. Gene Ontology annotation, molecular function: zinc ion binding; protein kinase activity; ATP binding. Bases 403 to 2601 code for a protein of 732 amino acids. Lineage: Eukaryota; Viridiplantae; Streptophyta; Lycopodiopsida; Selaginellales; Selaginellaceae. The record is from RefSeq and is a predicted model, not a curated record.